AUGAUCAUAUCACUGUUAGACUUAUAUUUUUAUAGACUAUCAAAGAAUUUACAAAUAAAUUCAAACAUAAAUUUGCCGGAUUUCAUUGAUUGGCGUACAAAAGGUGCUGUAACACCAGUUAAAAAUCAAGGUCAAUGUGGAUCAUCUUGGGCAUUUUCAGCAAUUGGUUCAAUUGAAGGUGUAUAUGCAAUUAAGACUGGCAAACUUAUUCCACUUUCUGAACAACAAUUAGUUGAUUGUUCAACUACGUAUGGAAAUAUGGGCUGUGGGGGUGGAUUGAUGAGUACAUCUUUUCAAUAUAUUCAAGAUGCUGGUGGUCUUCAAGCUAACAAUACUUAUCCAUAUAAUGCACUUGAUAAUAACUGUACAUUUGAUAAAUCAAAGGCUAUUGUUGAAUUGUGCGGCUAUGUAAACAUUACAUCAGGAAGUGAAGCAGCUCUUCAACAAGCAGUAGCUACAAUUGGACCCGUAGCAACUGCUGUUGAUGGUGGUCAUACAUCAUUUCAACUUUACGACGGUGGUAUUUAUCAUGAACCAGACCGUUCACAUACUCAACCCGAUCAUGGUAUAUUUGUCAUUGGUUAUGGUAGCGAGUCGGGUAAAGAUUAUUGGCUUUUGAAAAAUAGUUUCGACACCACUUGGGGAGAAAAAGGUUAUAUAAUAAUGAUACGUAAUAAAAAUAAUCAAUGUGCAAUUGCUUCAAUCGCUAGCUUUCCCAUUAUUUGUUAA
This is a messenger RNA of Adineta ricciae, 729 nucleotides long. Lineage: Eukaryota; Metazoa; Rotifera; Eurotatoria; Adinetida; Adinetidae. The record is from the annotation of a GenBank genome assembly.